Molecule: messenger RNA, 454 nt
Organism: Dimorphilus gyrociliatus
Lineage: Eukaryota; Metazoa; Annelida; Polychaeta; Dinophilidae
Source: the annotation of a GenBank genome assembly
GAAAAAGUUCCAUUUGGUUGCAAUCAUGGCGGCGUCCGGAGGAAAAGAUACUGUUGUUGUACCAAGAAAUUUUCGAGUAUUGGAGGAGCUGGAAAAAGCUCGGUCAGGCUAUGGUGACGGCACGAUUUCGCUCGGUUUGGAACGUAAUGAUGAUAUGACAAUGAGCCAUUGGCAGGCUAUGAUAUUAGGACCUCCUGGAACAACGUAUGAUAAUAGGAUGUAUUCGCUUCGUAUUCAUGCUGGCGAGAAUUAUCCUCGAGAAGCACCAGCAGUUCGAUUUCUAACGAAAAUCAAUCUUGAAGGCGUGGAUUCCCAAGGAAAAGUCAACACUUCUAAUUUCAUAAAUUGGAACUAUAAUUGUUCUAUUUAUAUGCUACUCGAUCAAAUAAGAAAAAGCAUGAGAAACCCUCGAAAUAAGAAAAGUUCACAGCCGCCUGAUGGUGCGACUUAUUAA